This is a messenger RNA of Triticum turgidum subsp. durum (durum wheat), 1311 nucleotides long. The record is from the annotation of a GenBank genome assembly. NCBI's taxonomy places the organism in Eukaryota, Viridiplantae, Streptophyta, Magnoliopsida, Poales, Poaceae.
AUGCCGUCCGCCUCCAGCGCCGUCCCAUCCGCCGUGGCGCCGGCAGACGAAUCCCAAUCCCUCGCCGCCCCGAAGGUCCUGCUCGGGAGGUACGAGCUGGGCGGGCUCCUCGGCCGCGGCGCCUCCGCCAAGGUGUACCGGGCCAGGGACCUCCUCACGGGCAGGGACGUGGCCAUCAAGUCCUUCCCCAACCCGCGGUCCGGCGCGCGCGACGGCGAGGGCUCCGCCGGGUCCGCCGCCAUUGAGCGGGAGGCGGCCAUCCUCGCCCGCCUGCGCCACCGCCACGUGGUGAGAUUGCACGAGAUACUGGGGACGCGCAAGAAGGUCCACUUCGUCCUCGAUCUCGCCGCCGGCGGGGAGCUGUUCUCGCUCGUCGACUCCGACGGCCGCAUGACGGAGGACCUCGCGCGGCAUUACUUCCGCCAGCUCGUGUCCGCCGUCCGGUACUGCCACUCCCGCGGCGUGUACCACCGCGACAUCAAGCCGGAGAACCUCUUGCUCGACGGCGACGGCGACCUCAAGGUCGCCGACUUCGGGCUCGGCGCCGUCGCGGACGAGAGCCUCCACCACACCCUCUGCGGCACCCCGGCCUACGUUGCGCCGGAGAUCCUCUCGAAGCAGGGGUACCACCCGGCCAAGGUCGACAUCUGGUCCUGCGGCGUGGUGCUCUUCGUCCUCGCCGCCGGCUACCUCCCCUUCAACGACGCCAGCCUCAUCAACAUGUACCGCAAGAUCUACGCCGGCCGGUUCCGGUGCCCGAACUGGUUCUCGCCGGCGCUCCGCCACCUGCUACGCCGCAUCCUCGACCCCAACCCGGGCACGCGCAUCGACACGGACGGCAUCAUGGAGCACCCCUGGUUCCGCCACGGCGCGAGCGGCGACGGCGAGCUGGAGAAGCUGAUGCGCGGGCACGAGGAGGAGGCGUGGUUCGAGACGGAGUUCAAGGAGGACAUGGCGCGGGACAUGACCGCGUUCGACAUCCUGGCCUUCUCGCCCGGCUCGGACCUCUCCGGGCUGUUCGGCGCCGGGCCGGGCACGGAGCGGGUGUUCGUCGGCGAGCCCGCCGCGGCCGUGCUGGCCCGGGUCGAGGACGCCGGGAAAAAGCAGGGGCACCGCGUGAGGAGGGAAGGAAAGAGCGGCGCCGGGCCGGUGUACCUGGAGGCUGAGGCCGGCGACAUUGUCGCCAAGGUGACCGUGUUCCGGAUCGCCGACACCGUGUCCGUGGUCGAGGUCGUGAAGGGCCACGGCCCGGAGGCCGCGGCGUUCUGGAACGACUGGCUCGAGCCGGCCGUGAAGCCUCAGGCAGUGUGA